AGUCACCCCAAUUACCUUGUGAAGAGUGUGAAUAGGAGUUGUAGGUGUGUUUUUUUUAUAAAUGAGAUGAAAUAGUUUGAAUGCUGCCCUCCGUCCAGAAAUUCCGAACUAUACAGAGAGAGUACUAUGUAAACUCAAACCAGUUCGAGUGGUUUAUAGAAUGUGGGACAUGUGACUGCAUGAUCAUGAUCGACAACCGGCGUCUUAAGUAGUUAGUUACUCUACCAAUGACUUCACGUUAAAGAAAAAAGCCCCUAACAUCUCAACAUCCAGUUUUACUUCUUUUUUUUCGUCCGGGGUGGCGGCCCGGGGGGGGGGGGGGGGCAGUAACCAGUAACUUAGCGCAGAUAUGCUUAUGACGACUGAUUUCGGGCAAUCCGCUGCUUAUGAUGCAAUCAAAGCCGGGGGACGAAACAUCCACCACGAGACGACUCGGAUGAGGAUUCUCAAACUUCUCUCGUAUUGACUUGACUUCCUCGUUCCCGUUCUUGGUCAGGUAGUUAGUUAGUUAAUCUACUAAUCAAGUCCGCUUGUGCCCGGAUAGCAUACAUUGCUUAGAAAUGACGCCGGGAUUGCUGCUUCCGUUGAUUUCCUUUCUCCUAUUGAACCUGCCUUAUACUACUGAUUAAAAUAUAUUAUAUAUAUAUCUAUGAAAGUCACCCCAGUCUUUUUCAUUCUUCAAAACUUAAUUGCCCCAAUAUAAAAAGCCGGCGAUUAUCUCUACUAUAACCGUUGCGUUAACUCUUCCCAGUCAAAACAAGAAAACUAGGGGGAGUUACGUAGCGGCUUCCUAGUUUUUUACUUUUCGUUGUUCUUUUCAAUUUUUUUUUUUUUUUUUUUUUGCCCUAGAACUUUUGAUUGAAAGAAAAUUCAACAUGCCGGUGUUGGAUCCGGGAGUCCCAGUUAUUUCACCGCGAGCAGCAAAAUCGCACCGCCGAAGGCAUCGAAGGAAUUCAUCCCUCAACAUGACUAUCAAAACGGCUCUUACAAAGUUAAAGGAGACCGCGAGACCAUCGUCGGAUAACGAGUCCUCCACCUCUCCUCUUAAAAGCUUCGCAAACUUCUUCCUCGACAGGGAUAUCGCAUCCUCCAGUGAAGAUUUACCUAGCGAUGAUAGCGACCUCCUAAGCAAGAAACAACAGAAUCGCCAGUCGCGGAAACUGAAGCGAGAAUCCAGGUCGCGAUUGAGCGGGGAGAUGAGCGAGCAAUCGCGAACACGCAAGCGGGAGCGCGAUGCGCAGGCUGCGCGAGAAGAACCCCACGAGAUCAAAGCCCGCUAUGGAGAUUUGCCGCUGAUGCAGUCCAGGCAGCGUCUACGGGAGGAUCUACUUAAGUUUGACAAUGUCACACCAGACUCGAUCGGUCAGGAGGUCACGUUCCGCGCGCGGGUGCAUCAUAUCCGUAAUAUGUCAUCGAAGCUAGUUUUCAUCAUUCUCAGGCAACAAAUCACCACUAUACAGGGCGUGCUGGCAGAGAAACCCGGGGCGAUAUCGACUCUUAUGAUCCAAUGGGCUGAACAUAUCCGAGUAGGGUCAAUUGUCAAGGUUAAAGGCGUGCUAACCAAGUCCAAAGUCCCUGUUACGGGAACCACCAUCCAUGAUGUGGAGAUCGAUAUCCAGGGGCUUCACGUAAUUGUUCACAGACAGGACCAAAUCCCGUUCAGCGUUUACGAAGCAGAACUCCCGAGCAAAGACGUUAGUAGUGACGGACGGCGAAACCACGUGCUGGACCGGACCCGUCUUUCCAAUCGAAUCCUAGAUCUGCGAACCGACACCUCCCAAUCCAUAUUCAGAAUCCAGAGCGCAGUCAGCAAUUUGUUCCGUUCUUCGUUGGAUGCUCAGGGGUUCAUUGAGAUUCAUACACCGAAAUUACAGAGUUCGGCCACCGAGUCUGGUGCUAGCGUUUUCGAAGUCAAGUAUUUCACAAGAGAAGCCUUCCUGGCUCAGAGUCCACAACUCGCCAAGCAAAUGGCUAUUGCAAGCGACUUCGAGCGUGUGUACGAGAUUGGCGCGGUAUUCCGCGCUGAGAACUCAAAUACCCAUCGCCACUUGACGGAAUACACUGGCCUGGAUAUCGAGAUGGCGAUAGAGGAACAUUACCACGAAGCGCUGGAGAUUGUCGAUUCUGUCCUCAAGGAGAUCUUCAAAGGGAUAUAUGGCCGCUAUCGAAGAGAGGUGAAUAUUAUCAAAAAUCAAUUCCCUCAUGAAGACUUGGUCUGGCUGGAUGAGACACCAAUUAUACCAUUCACGGAGGGAAUAAAACUUCUUAAUGAGAGCGGAUGGCGCCGAGAUGGUGAGGAACUACCAAUAAACGAAGACUUGGGGACGCGUGAUGAGAUUCGAUUGGGAGAAUUGAUAAAAGAGAAAUACCACACCGAUUAUUUCAUAUUGGAUAAGUUCCCCAAGGCCGCAAGGCCAUUUUAUGCCAUGGAAGAUCCCGAGAACCCUGACUUCACCAAUUCGUUCGAUAUCUUUGUCAGAGGCCAAGAGAUCGUCUCCGGCGGCCAGCGGAUACAUGAUGAGAAGAUCCUCGAGAAACGAAUGAAGGACGUUGGUAUCAACCCUGCGACAAUGGAGGAGUACAUGGAAGGCUUCCGUUGGGCAGCCCCCCCUCACGCCGGUGCGGGCAUCGGCCUCGAAAGAUUAAUCAUGCUGAUCUUGAAACUUGGAAACAUCCGCCUAGCCUCAUUAUUCCACAGGGACCCAAAGAGCUUUCAAGAUAUGCCAGAUACAUCACGCAUCCUCCGCUACCCGGAAUCGUCCACUCUUGAACCUCCAUGGGAGAAGGAAGGGUAUCAAAGCGAUGACAGGGGCGAUCAGGAUCGGAAAUUCCAACCCUUGGACGAACUCAUCGCCAACUACGGCGAUGCAACAUCAACUUCGUGGCCCGACAUGAAAUAUAAAAUCUGGCGCGACCAUCCGACCGGUGCCGCCGUAGCAUACGUCCCCAGCUCUCACGGCUUCGCGAUAAUCCCGGGCGACCCGCUCUGUGACCCGAGCCAGUACUCCAAAGUAACCAUUCGCUUCCUCCGCUGGCUCAAGGCCGAAGCGCGCCUGAAACCCAUCUGGAUCCUCUGCUCCAUGCCGGUCGAAGAAAUCCUAGGCGAAAAGCUAGGCUGGCGCACCCUCUCCUGCGUCGGCGAAGCGCGCAUCGAUCCGUCCCGCAACCAAACGGCCGCGGACGCAGAUAUCGCCAAGAAGAUCCGCCAGGCAGAGCGCGAGGGCGUCAAGGUCCACCACAUCCCCAGCGACAAACCUCUUCCAGAAGACAUCACCUCCAAGAUCGACGCGCGGAUCAAGGAGUGGCAGGCAAAUCGCAAGGGCCCCCAGAUCUACCUGUCGGACAUCAAGCCAUGGCGCAGCCCGCGGGAUUACCAGUACUACUACGCGACCGACAGCACAGGCACGAUUUGCGCCUUCGUCGCCCUAGCCCGCCUAGGUGCGAACAGCAUGCAGAUCAAAUACAGCUUAGAUUUCCCCGGCGCACCGUCCGGGACCAUCGAGUACCUGAUCACCCAUGUCGUGCAGGCUGGGGCCAGGUUUGGCAUUAAGGCACUCACGUUUGGCGCGGGCGCGUCCUCGACGCUCACGCCGGGCCAUAACAUGUCGUCCACGAAGGGCAAGGUGCUCCAGACCACCUAUGAAGCCAUUGCCAAGCAGUUUGGGCUGAAUCGCAAGACGGAGUUUAGGGCUAAGUUGGGUGCGUUUGAGGAACCGCUUUUCAUUGCUUACCCGCGCCAUGGGAUGGGUUCCAAGGGUAUAAGGGCUAUUUUGAAUUUCUUUGAAGACUGAAUGGAUUUCUUUUUGUUAUGACGGUUUCAUAGCCUUGAGCCUAUUUUUUUUGGUUAUACUUGCUAUUGGUAUUUUGGUUAUAAUUUGUAAUAAUAUCGUUUUCCUUUUCCUGUUCCCUUUUUGAUUAAUUAUUUUACUUUUUAAUUAGUUCUGUUCUGUUUCCUUUUGUUUUCGCUUUUCUGUUUUUAUUAUCCUCUGAAAGUGGGUAAUGCGACGAGAGACGAUUUUGUUCGAUAUACACAUAAAUGAUAGCGAUAUUACAUGUUACAAACAAUUGGAUUUUUGCCAUUCAUAGAUAUAUAAAUAUGUGUUUACAGUUUGGCUUCAUGGGCUAGUUUCCUCAAGAGUAGAAUACAUCUAGGUGUGUAUGCAUCUGAAGCAAAGUUACUAGUGAAGG
Messenger RNA from Blastomyces gilchristii SLH14081, 4188 nucleotides. RefSeq names its product aspartyl-tRNA synthetase. The record is from RefSeq and is a predicted model, not a curated record. The transcript has 2 exons. Gene Ontology annotation, biological process: aspartyl-tRNA aminoacylation. Gene Ontology annotation, molecular function: ATP binding; RNA binding; aspartate-tRNA ligase activity. NCBI's taxonomy places the organism in Eukaryota, Fungi, Ascomycota, Eurotiomycetes, Onygenales, Ajellomycetaceae. The coding region runs from base 876 to 3791 and encodes 971 amino acids. Gene Ontology annotation, cellular component: aminoacyl-tRNA synthetase multienzyme complex; cytoplasm; cytosol.